Messenger RNA from Psammomys obesus (fat sand rat), 3190 nucleotides. It is a transcript of the gene Ccdc120, whose product is annotated as coiled-coil domain containing 120. The transcript has 11 exons. The coding region runs from base 288 to 2264 and encodes 658 amino acids. Lineage: Eukaryota; Metazoa; Chordata; Mammalia; Rodentia; Muridae. The record is from RefSeq and is a predicted model, not a curated record.
GCAGAGCCGCCACACCUCUCCCACCAUCCGGGGGUCCCCCAUCUGCCCCUGAAGGCUAACGGUUGUGCGUGUAAUCGAACGCGGCCCAGAGGUGAGACUCCUAUCUGUGACCUAUGGGCCUCUGGGGAGGCAUUGUAAGUCUGCCCAGCUUCCCACUUACUGUGUUUGCACUCAAUGGGAAGGGAUCCAAAGUACCAGGCGGAGUGGGUCCAGACAUUGACACGGAAUCUGAGCGGGCAUAGUAGGCUUUGUCCAGCUAUCAGCCACAAAGUCCAAUCAGUACAAGGAUGGAAGUCAAAGGUCAGCUGAUCAGCUCUCCUACCUUCAAUGCCCCAGCUGCCCUGUUUGGAGAGGCUGCCCCCCAGGUGAAGUCAGAACGUCUCCGAGGGCUGCUUGACCGCCAGAGGGCCCUCCAAGAGGCCCUGAACCUGAAACUUCAAGAGCUCAGGAAAGUGUGCCUGCAGGAGGCGGAGCUAACUGGUCAGCUGCCCCCUGAAUGCCCGUUGGAGCCUGGUGAACGGCCUCAGUUGGUACGCCGGAGACCCCCUGCAGCACUUGCCUACCCUCCACUGCACGCAAACCCAGCACACCACUCCUUGUGUCCUGCUGAGGAACUGGCUCUUGAGGCCCUGGAGCGUGAAGUGUCAGUACAGCAACAGAUUGCAGCUGCAGCUCGCCGCCUGGCCCUGGCCCCUGACCUCAGCGGAGAACAGAGACGGCGCAGGCGCCAGGUACAGGUUGAUGCACUGCGAAGGCUGCAUGAGCUGGAGGAGCAGCUCAGGGACUUCCGGGCCCGUCUUGGCCUCCCAGUGCUCCAGCCACUGCCACUGUCUGAAGGAGCACUAGUCAAUGCCCAGGGUGUCUGCCUGGGUACACGCCUUGCUCAGCUCAGCCAAGAGGAUGUAGUUCUGCACUCGGAGAGCAGCUCCCUCUCAGAGUCAGGGGCCAGCCAUGAUAACGAGGAUCCUCAUAGCUGCUUCCCUGUACCCGAGCGCCCCUCACCACCAAAGGCCUGGGACCAGUUUCGGGCAGUAUCUGGGGGAAGCCCUGAACGGCGAGCCCCAUGGAAACCUCCCCCAUCUGAUAUUUAUGGGGACCUGAAGAGCCGACGCAACUCUGUGGCCAGCCCUACCAGCCCCACACGCUCGCUGCCCAGGAGUGCCUCCAGUUUUGAGGGGCGAAGUGUGCCUGCCACCCCUGUCCUCACCCGGGGCACUGGCCCCCGGCUCUGCAAACCAGAAGGCCUCCAUUCUCGCCAGUGGUCCGGUAGUCAGGACUCCCAGAUGGGCUUUCCUCGGCCUGACUCUGCUUCGGAUCGGGCCUCCCUCUUCGCAGCUCGCACCCGCCGCAGUAAUAGCUCUGAGGCCCUGCUUGUGGACCGGGCAGCUGCUGGAGGAGCUGGGUCUCCACCUGCUCCCCUGGCUCCCCCUGCUGCUGGUCCCCCAGUUUGCAAGAGCAGUGAGGUGCUAUAUGAGCGCCCCCAACCAGUCCCUUCCUUCUCUUCCCGCACCGCUGGGCCCCCAGACCCUCCUCGGGCUGCCAGGCCUAGCUCAGCUGCCCCUGCAUCCCGUGGGCACCCCCGACUCCCACCUGUGUGUGGAGACUUCCUCUUGGACUAUUCAUUGGACCGGGGCUUGCCCCGCAGUGCUGGUGGGGCAGGUUGGGGGGAGCUGCUGCCUGCUCCUGAAGUCCCAGGACCCCUUUCCCGCAGAGAUGGGCUCCUUGCCAUGCUCCCAGGUCCUCCACCCAUAUAUGUAGCUGACAGCAGUAGCCCCCUCCUCCGCAGCAAGGACCCCAACACCCGUGCCAUCCGUUCCAAACCCUGUGGCCUGCCCCCAGAAGCUGUGGAGGGUCUGGAAGUGCAUCCAAACCCAUUACUCUGGAUGCCCCCACCCACCCGGAUACCUCCAACUGGUGAGCGAGGUGGCCACAAGAACCUUGCCCUGGAGGGGCUGCGGGACUGGUACAUCCGAAAUUCAGGACUGGCCGUGGGACCCCAGCGCCGGCCAAUGCUCCCGCACAUGGGCCCAACACAUGCACCCUUCCUCCAUGCCCGCUGCUAUGAGGUGGGCCAGACACUGUACGGCCCUCCCAGCCAGGCACCGCUCCCGCACUCGAGGAGUUUCACAGCACCUCCUGUCUCCGGCAGAUACUACACGGAUUUCCUGUAUCCCCCGGAGCUGAGCGCUCGGUUAAGUGACCUGACACUAGAGGGGGAGCAGUCUUCCAGUUCCGAUCCCCAGACCCCAGGGACACUGGUCUGACCCUAAAGGCCCUUUGUUGGUCUGGACACACUCCCGUCUGGGGAGCACACAGUCGACCUCGCUGAGCCCUGGGAUAUGGUUGCUCUUGGUCCUGAUCUCACAGGGGCCCUGGCUUCUCUUUGGCCCAGGAAGAUGUCUGGUAUUCCCUGCUCUCUUCUCAUCCUGUGCUGGGGAACUGGAGGGCCCCAGCUAGCUUCAAAGAGGGGUACAAAAUGGUGUGGGGACUCUGCCCCUUCCUCCAUUUCUGUUUACAGUUGUGAUUUAGUAUUCACUGUUUUUGCCCAACACUAGGUGUUUUAUAAAAGGGAAACUGUGAGCUCAUUCCUGGUUGGGUUCAUUCCUAUCCCCAUGCCCAACCUGUUCCAUUCUGGAGCCACCACCCUGCUUCAGCAAAAUGGACCAUAUAGAGUCUCGGGGCUGGGAGCCUGCUGUGAAUAGAACUCCCUGUCUUCUCCCACUAGAGUUCUUGGACAGAUGGGCUUCUGUCCACAUUUGGAAGGAUGAAAGUCUAGGUGGGGUACCUUGAAGGAGCUAUUGUCUCUGCCCAUGGCCUCUGUGAUGACCUUCCCCAACUAGGAGGCCAUACAAGAGGUUGUCAAGAAGCAGAGCCAUUUGAGUAUGUCACAUCCUGGGAUGCUGCAGUGGUUAAACCCGGCAACUGGUAGAUGCCAGUAAAACCCUCAGGUGACAUCUGGCCAUGGGCUGCAGGCCACAUCAUGUCCUCCCUGGCAUUCCUUCUACUUACCAGUUUUUAAACAAAUCCACAUAAGCUGUGUUUUCUAUAUUGUCUGUGACUUUCUGGAGCUGGGGGUUCCCCUACCCCAUUUACCUAGUGUUAAUUUUUUUUUCUUUUUGUACCAAUGGAUCUGGGCCCAAGACACUACUCACACUGGAAGGGGAUUUCUAUAAUAAAUGUAUAAACUCAA